AUCGCAUUCUAACCUAACAUAAUCUCAAAAAUUUAUAAAUGAUGUAAAUUAAAAAAAGAUGUAAAUGAAAUAUUAAAAUAAUCUAGUUUUGUGAAAAACGUUGGAAGAGUUAUUCAGCAAUUCAACAAUCUAAGAUUUUAAUAGGAUAAUUAUCCCAAGUGUAUAUAACCUCAAAAGAAAGAGUACACAUGAAGGCAUAUAUUACACCUGUAGAGCUUGCUAAAAAAAUAAAUACAUAAAUAAGAGAAGAUUCUUUAUAGAGCGAACAUUUCUAAAAUUGAAGUAAGGUGAUUUGUGAUCUGGUGAUUGUGGAGAGAUUAGGAGGAGCUGCUCUUCCUUGAUAACAAUGGCAUCACCAACAAAGUCUGAGGCGAAGCUGACGGCAACGAUAGAUCAGACUUCAUGGGAGCCGUACCGGAUUACAUACAUGAAACCAGCUUUCGACAGCCUCGAGAUGACUCUCGCAUGUCGCAAGGACAUCUGGCACAAGUUUAUCGUCUUCAACGGCGGCCUAUAUAUGCGCACCGAUGUCCUACGUGCCUUCGUAAACGCUUGUGAACCGGCACUUCUAAUACCGAUCAUGUACACCGUCGAAAACAACAAUAAGACUACGUUCCUUGCCAAGUGCGCCAGCAACGCUAUCGAAAACCUUGUGAAGCAGGGGCUAUGCGUGACGUUGCCGGGUGGCCAAGAACUGUAUAUGGACAUCGUUCUCGGUUAUCUCAGCGGACAGGAGCUGCAGGUGAACACAAACAAGAUCAUCGCAGAAGCUUUGCACACCCGAUACGAGCCGAUAAGAAAGGUGUUCAAUCUGGACAACUUCGAGAAUGAAAAGGCGCUUGGCUCGAUAUUCUGCCCAAUCUCCAUACCAAAGAUCUUCGAUCUGGUGCUGCGCUGCAGCAAGGUGGGCAUCAUGAGUAACAACCGCGAGGCCGUUGGUGGGCGGCUGCCAGUCCGCGAGCUCAGCCUGCGAUACAAUAAGCUCACGGCGAUUAUCCUAUUUGACAAAUUCUUCAGUUACCACUUGACCAAGCUGGAUCUGCGCCACAAUCAGAUCUUGGACGUGGAGUAUCUGCGUUACUUCUCCGAGUUCAAGAUAAGCGAACUCUGGCUAGAUGGAAAUCCACUGUGCACCAGGUAUAUCAACUCUCAGGACUACAUACAGGCAGUGAAGAACGUUUUCCCGCAUUUGCAAAAACUCGACGGAGUCGUCAUAGGAAUGGAGCAAAAGUUCGUACCGAAUGUACAAAACUAUUAUCUUGGCAACGGAUCGAGGAUACCUCUGAUCAGGCAGUUUGUCAAACACUUCUUCACACUGUACGAUCAAGAGGAUAGAAUAGUUAUGCACGGCCUAUACGACAAGAACGCAUUCUACUCCAUGACGCUAGGCAGUAUAACGAAUCACGCACACAAAGAGAUUAUGAAGACGUUUUCCACGAACAGAAAUCUGUUGAAAUUCGCCGACUACGCCAAGUGUCAUGAGUUCCUAUUCUGUGGACCUGAGAAAAUAAUCGCCGCGCUGCAGCGGCAACCACCGACGAUGCAUGAUCUCAAGACGAUUCAAAUCGACCUGUUGCACGAAGACGAUAAUCACCUGGUCAUCUCUGUACAAGGACUGUUCGCAUUUCGACCAAUGAUCUAUCCGCCUAUGUUGUACAAUAGAACCUUCGUUAUCGUGCGAAAGGAGGACAACGAGUAUGCCAUCGUUAACGAUCAGUAUUACAUCGAUGGUACGCCCGCCAAUGCGGGUAAUGAGAUGAAAUUUGAUCCGAGACCCGUGCCCAAAUUUACUCCAAUGGUACUCAGCGUGUCAGAGAAGGAGCAACUGCUUAGAUUUUUACGUGAACUUACAACGAUGAAUAUUCGAUAUUGUUAUAAAUAUCUUGAAGAUGCGGAAUGGGAUAUAAGAACCGCGAUCACUACAUUUAUGAAACAUUAUUCGGUCAAUGACGUCCCUCCCAAAGCUUUUGAGUCAACAUAGGACUAUAUUGGAAUUUGAAAAUAUUUCAGAAAAUAGUUUUACAUAAAUAACUUUGUAAAUAUAUAUAUAUAUAUGUUGUUUGUAAAAGAAAAUACACAUAAAAUUUCGUAUUGUUAUUUAUAUUUAAAUAAUUGCGUUACUGAUAUCUUAUGAUAUAGAUGAUCCUUUAUUAAACAUGUUGGAAGGAAACAAAUAAAGUUUUCUCCGCCGUUCUAUUUUAAUUGUAAAAAAGUCUUACGCGUAAUAUUUACAAAACUACACAGACUAAUAGUUUUAGAUGUUAACAACCUUGCUGCGUAUUCAAUAAAGCUAUAGUCUUGGUGAUGUAAGGUAUCGUGUUGACGUUUGAGUUUACUCCCAAUUCGAACACUCUCUGCAUCAAUGGUAAAGCAUGUUCUAAAAUAAAAAAGAGAAAGAUAAAUUUA
Messenger RNA from Monomorium pharaonis (pharaoh ant), 2406 nucleotides. RefSeq names its product nuclear RNA export factor 1. Gene Ontology annotation, biological process: poly(A)+ mRNA export from nucleus. The record is from RefSeq and is a predicted model, not a curated record. NCBI's taxonomy places the organism in Eukaryota, Metazoa, Arthropoda, Insecta, Hymenoptera, Formicidae. The transcript has 2 exons. Gene Ontology annotation, molecular function: RNA binding; protein binding. Gene Ontology annotation, cellular component: nucleus. Bases 347 to 1981 code for a protein of 544 amino acids.